CAUGUCCAUUGGAAGCAAUAUAUGAUAUUUCAAUAGUAAUUAUCAAAUAUCAAGAAGGAUAUUUACCGAAUCCUUCUAAUCAAGGUGAAUACAAAUCGAAACCUCAAUCACUUUGGAGUAAAGAAAAUCAAGACUUUGUUGUGCCAAUAAAUUACGUUCUUUGUGCCACUCUCAGUGUCCAAACUUGCUUGUUAUUUUUAUUACAAUCAUUUUGGAAUUAUCUCGCAAGUAAUUUGACAAGAUCAUCAUUUAUGGGAAGUCUUGAAUUUAAAUUAUAUAUUGUGUUUUCAAUAUGCAGCGCAAUUCUCUUCCCUACAUUACAAUUUUUUUUCUCGUCAAAUCCAUUAAAUUCUGAGAUUGCACCACAAUUUGCAUACGGUAUAAUUAUGUUGAUAAUUGCAUUGCUAGGAUUUAGAUCUGAUCAUAAAUUUAAAAAACUAUUAAUGCAAACAAGACGCCUAAAUCCAACAGUUAAUAUUCUCAGUAAAUUAAAUUAUUUCAGAUAUAUGAAUCAAUAUUUAACAUUGGGAUUGCUUUCAGGAUCAGCAUCACUUACAGUGUUAUCAAUUGAUGGAUUGACAACAGCCAAAUAUUUAAAUGCCACCAAAAUCUAUGCAGAUUUACUUAUGGUUCAAUUGAAUUUUUCAAUUUGGGCUGUAAGGCACAUGGCAAAAGAAAUCAAUAAAUCUCCAACAUAA
Molecule: messenger RNA, 698 nt
Organism: Entrophospora candida
Lineage: Eukaryota; Fungi; Glomeromycota; Glomeromycetes; Entrophosporales; Entrophosporaceae
Source: the annotation of a GenBank genome assembly